Haemonchus placei is the source of this 540-nucleotide messenger RNA. The record is from the annotation of a GenBank genome assembly. Lineage: Eukaryota; Metazoa; Nematoda; Chromadorea; Rhabditida; Trichostrongylidae.
AUGCAUCGGGUGUCGAAUGGCAGCGUCGCCUCGGGCGACAGUCGCCGCAAUAGUAUGGUCGACUCGUGCGGGCGAUUCUGUAGUCAACCGACAAAUGGUGCACCUGAAUUACUGAUAGCAUUAUGCUACGAUACGGAUCACGGAUGUCUCACAGUAGGUAUAGAACGUGGUUCAUCACUCAGUGAAAAGAGCAGGCCAACUGACACAUUCAUCAAAAUCGUUGCAUUGGGUGAAUUUGGUAACGAACUAUGGCGUCAAAAAACCGAAUUGGUAAAAGGAUGCUCAGAACCACAGUACGAUCAUUCUGCAUCUAUACAGGUUUUUGUUGAGAAGCCGUUUGAAGUCACUAGAGUGAACCGUCGAACGUUCAUUUUGCAGUUGCAUCGUCCGGAUCUUGAUGUGUGUACAGUGAGGAUCGAGGUGUGGAGUUCAGUCGGCGUGCUAAGGCGACGACAAAUGCUCGGAUGGCUGGCACUGGGAUUAAAUUCAAGUUCUCCAGAUGCACAAGAACAUUGGGAGCAAAUGAUUCAGGUCGGCUAG